AUGCGAUUUGCUCUCCUCGCCAGCUUGGCCUCGGUGGUCGCUUCCGUCAGUGCAACGGCUCUGACCUAUAAGCUCGAAGCCAAUGAGAAGGCGUGCUUCUUCACCAACAUCGAGCAAGCAAAUGCCAAGGUGGCAUUUUACUUUGCUGUCCAAUCCGGAGGCUCUUUCGAUGUCGAUUACACCGUGACCGCACCCGGCGGCAAAGUCGUGCUAGAUGGAACGAAAGAACGUCAGGGCGACUUUGUUUUCACUGCCCAGAGCACAGGCGAAUACCAAUUCUGCUUCAACAAUGAGAUGUCAACCUUUGCCGAAAAGAUGGUGGAUUUCGAGAUUGCUGUCGAGAACGAGCAACGCGCCGAACUCCCAUCUCGUCAAGGUGCCAGUCCCGAGCAGACCUCCAACCUCGAGGAAUCCAUCUACAAGCUCUCCGCGCAACUAUCGACCAUCGCCCGCAACCAGAAAUACUUCCGUACCCGUGAGAACCGCAACUUCAGCACUGUCCGCAGUACCGAGCGCCGUAUUUUCAACUUCAGUGUUAUCGAGAGCUUGAUGAUGGUUUCCAUGGCUGCUCUGCAGGUGUUUGUUGUGCGCUUCUUCUUCCAGGGCGCGCGCAAGGGUUACGUGUGA
Molecule: messenger RNA, 627 nt
Organism: Penicillium diatomitis
Lineage: Eukaryota; Fungi; Ascomycota; Eurotiomycetes; Eurotiales; Aspergillaceae
Product: p24 family protein
Exons: 4
Coding region: 1-627 (208 amino acids)
Biological process (GO): endoplasmic reticulum to Golgi vesicle-mediated transport; intracellular protein transport; protein retention in ER lumen
Cellular component (GO): endoplasmic reticulum-Golgi intermediate compartment; endoplasmic reticulum; COPII-coated ER to Golgi transport vesicle
Source: RefSeq, a predicted model, not a curated record